Molecule: messenger RNA, 1815 nt
Organism: Carlito syrichta (Philippine tarsier)
Lineage: Eukaryota; Metazoa; Chordata; Mammalia; Primates; Tarsiidae
Gene: ENO1
Product: enolase 1
Exons: 12
Coding region: 153-1457 (434 amino acids)
Biological process (GO): glycolytic process
Cellular component (GO): phosphopyruvate hydratase complex
Molecular function (GO): magnesium ion binding; phosphopyruvate hydratase activity
Source: RefSeq, a predicted model, not a curated record
CUUAGCUGGGCAGGAAGUCGGGGCGGGCGGUGCAGAGAGGAGCUCUGGGGACUCGGGGCGCCUAGAUCUCUCCGGCUUAACGCUCACCUCGGUGUCUGCUUCAGCUUGUGUUUCUUUCGUGGGCGACGAGGUCCAGCUGCCUGAGAUUCAUCAUGUCUGUUCUCAAGAUCCAUGCCAGAGAGAUCUUUGACUCUCGUGGGAACCCCACUGUCGAGGUUGACCUCUACACUGCGAAAGGUCUCUUCAGAGCUGCUGUGCCCAGUGGUGCCUCAACUGGUAUCUAUGAGGCCCUAGAGCUCCGGGACAAUGAUAAGACUCGCUACAUGGGGAAGGGUGUCUCAAAGGCUGUUGAGCACAUCAAUAAAACUAUUGCACCUGCCCUGGUUAGCAAGAAACUGAACGUUGUGGAGCAGGAGAAGAUUGACAAGCUGAUGAUCGAGAUGGAUGGGACAGAAAAUAAAUCUAAGUUCGGUGCCAACGCUAUUCUGGGGGUGUCCCUUGCUGUCUGCAAAGCUGGUGCUGUUGAGAAGGGCGUUCCCCUGUACCGCCACAUUGCCGACUUGGCUGGCAACUCCGAGGUCAUCCUGCCAGUCCCGGCCUUCAACGUCAUCAACGGCGGUUCUCACGCUGGCAACAAGCUGGCCAUGCAGGAGUUCAUGAUCCUCCCCGUCGGGGCAGCAAGCUUCAAGGAAGCCAUGCGCAUUGGUGCAGAGGUUUACCACAACCUGAAGAACGUCAUCAAGGAGAAAUACGGGAAAGAUGCCACCAAUGUGGGAGAUGAAGGCGGGUUUGCUCCCAACAUCCUGGAGAACAAGGAAGGCCUGGAGCUGCUGAAGACCGCGAUCGCGAAGGCGGGCUACCCGGAUAAGGUGGUCAUCGGCAUGGACGUGGCCGCUUCCGAGUUCUUCAGGUCUGGGAAGUACGACCUGGACUUCAAGUCUCCCGAUGACCCUAGCAGGUACAUCUCAUCUGACCAGCUGGCUGAUCUGUACAAGUCCUUCAUCAAGGACUACCCGGUGGUGUCCAUCGAAGACCCCUUCGACCAGGAUGACUGGGGCGCCUGGCAGAAGUUCACAACCAGCGCUGGGAUCCAGGUGGUGGGGGAUGACCUCACAGUGACCAACCCCAAGCGCAUCGCCAAGGCCGUGGGCGAGAAGUCGUGCAACUGCCUGCUGCUCAAAGUGAACCAGAUCGGCUCCGUGACCGAGUCCCUCCAGGCGUGCAAGCUGGCCCAGGCCAAUGGCUGGGGCGUCAUGGUGUCUCAUCGUUCUGGGGAGACUGAAGACACCUUCAUCGCCGACCUGGUGGUGGGGCUCUGCACUGGGCAGAUCAAGACUGGUGCCCCUUGCCGAUCUGAGCGCUUGGCCAAGUACAACCAGCUCCUCAGGAUUGAAGAGGAGCUGGGCAGCAAGGCCAAGUUUGCCGGCAGGAACUUCAGAAACCCCCUGGGCAAGUAAGCCACGGGCCGCGAGCCCUGCGCCCUCAUCACGGGGUGGCCAAGAGUCCCCUCCCCUGACAUCAGCCCGGGCCGCUCGAGGGCCCCGACCAACCUGUGCAGUGGCCUCUGCUAGUUAGCUCCCCUCGCCCUCGCCGUGGCGCUGUCACCACGUCUUAGAACUCCACAGAACCGAGCUUGACCACCUGAGCCCUGUUGGAAACUCUACCCUUGUAAUCAUGUCAUUGGCCCGAAUCACUGUUUCCCUCACCUCGCUCUCCACCGAGUGCCUGGAGCCACGUGUCCCUCCAGUGUCAUCUCCGAGGUGGCCACAGGCGAGAUCCCCAGUGGUUUUGUGUGUGAAAUAAAAAGCCUCUGUG